Molecule: messenger RNA, 2386 nt
Organism: Syzygium oleosum
Lineage: Eukaryota; Viridiplantae; Streptophyta; Magnoliopsida; Myrtales; Myrtaceae
Product: G-type lectin S-receptor-like serine/threonine-protein kinase LECRK3
Exons: 2
Coding region: 1-2385 (794 amino acids)
Biological process (GO): protein phosphorylation
Molecular function (GO): protein serine/threonine kinase activity; ATP binding
Source: RefSeq, a predicted model, not a curated record
AUGGCUUCGGUAGUACUAGGAAUCCUCAUAGUACUAAUUCCGCUUCCACUUUUCGCCGAAGCUCAGACCCCCAGCAGCUUAACCUUGGGCUCCUCGUUGACAGCGAAUGACAGGAACUCUUCCUGGCUGUCGCCAUCGGGUGAAUUCGCCUUCGGGUUCCAGGAAAUGGGAAGAGGAGCUCAUUUGCUGGCGAUAUGGCUCGAGAAGAUAGAGGAUAAAACCAUAGUCUGGUCGGCGAAUGGCGAUAAUCUAGCACCCGAAGGUUCGACAGUCCAGUUGAUCGCCGACAGCAGACUGGUGCUUAUGGACCCAAAAGGAAGUGAGUUGUGGUUUCCUCUCCCGACUGUCACUGGCGCAGCGUAUGCGGCCAUGCUCGACACGGGGAACUUUGUCCUGACGAGCCAGAACAACGUCGACUUGUGGGGGACGUUCAGCCAAUCGACCGAUACGAUACUCCAUACGCAGCAGUUGGAUCUAGGGUCUAAAGUUAGAGCUCGCUACUCUGAAGUGAAUUACUCCGCCGGGAGAUUCCACCUCAUACUACAAGACGACGGAAUCUCGUAUUCUAUGCCACUCCUACCAAGCCGGUCCUAUCAGAUGCUUACGUGGCUAGCAACACCCUUGGUACCGCCUUCCGAGAUAUUCAAUCAAAGUGGUCAGGUCUACCUCACGGCAAUGAAUGGAAGAGUACUAACUCUCGUCACCUCAGACACCAACCCGACCAGCGGAUUUUACCAAAGAGCGAUCCUUGAAUAUGACGAGGUCUUCAGGGAAUAUGUCCACCCAAAGACAGCAAAUUCGAGUUCUGGCUGGGCAAUGGGCUGGUCGAUGGUCUCUUCCCCGGUCCCUCCAAAUAUAUGCACGAGCAUCACCCAAAAUACCGGUCCUGGAGCUUGUGGCUUCAACAGCCACUGUACUCUUGGAGAUGAUCAAAUUCAGAGGCCCCGAUGCCGCUGCCCACCUGGAUAUACUCUGUUAGAUUCGACGAACGAGAUGAACGGAUGCAAACAGGACUUCGCACCACAGAGUUGUGAUGGAAGUAAGCUUGAAACAGACCAUUUUGCUUUGCGUGACAUGCUCAAUACAGACUGGCCGUUGUUUGAUUACGAGCUUAGCGAGCCACAAACCGAGGACUGGUGCAGACAGGCUUGCUUGGCUGAUUGUUUUUGCGCAGUUGCUAUUUUCCGAGAUGGAAAUUGUUGGAAAAAGAGGAUCCCUCUUUCAAAUGGAAGGAUGGAUUCUAGUGUGGGUGGAAAGGCUCUGAUCAAGGUCAGGAUACAUAACUCGAAUUCAAAAUCUACAGGAAACGGAAACAAGAAUUCUACUCUGAUUAUCAUCGGAUCAGUGCUGUUGAGUAGCUCUGUGUUUGUGAACUUGCUUUUACUCCUCAUUACCUAUUUAAUUUAUAGAAGCUUCCGAUCUAGGGAUUAUAAGUCGUCACGACCAGCCCAGAUCAACCAAGCUACAGGCACACAGACUUUCACUUAUCAGGAGCUUCAAGAAGCAACAGAUGGAUUCAAAGAAGAACUGGGUAGGGGUGCUUUUGGAACACUGUACAAAGGUGUUCUUGGAUCCGAUGAAACAAACUUUGUGGCAGUAAAAGUGUUGGCGACAAGGACCGGAGAAAGCGAAAAGGAGUUUGAAAGAGAAGUGAGUGCGAUUGGCCAAACUAACCACAAUAACUUGGUGCAGUUGCUUGGGUUCUGCAAUGAGGGUCAACAUCGAUUACUGGUGUAUGAAUUCAUGAGCAACGGCAGUUUGGCGGAUUUUCUGUUUGGCGCUUCAAGGCCUAGCUGGUACAAAAGAAUAGACAUUGCCUGUGGUGUUGCGCGGGGGCUCUCUUACUUGCAUGCUGAUUGUACCAGGCAUAUAAUCCACUGUGACAUUAAGCCGCAAAACAUUCUUCUUGAUGGAUCUCUCUCUGCAAAAAUAUCAGAUUUCGGAUUAGCUAAGCUCUUGAUGGUGAACCAAACCCGAACCACCACUGGAGUCAGGGGAACCAGAGGUUAUUUAGCGUCAGAAUGGUUCAGGAAUAUGCAUAUUUCUAGCAAAGUAGACAUUUACAGCUUCGGCAUUUUGUUGGUAGAGCUCAUCUGCUGCAGAAAAAAGAACUAUGAGCCGAAAGCCAAAAGUGAAGCUCAAAGUGUACUGGUCGACUGGGUGUAUGACUGCUACCAUGACGGGAACAUAAUUGUGCUGGUGGAGAGUGACGAGGAGGCAACAAGUGACAUGAGGAGGUUGAGAAGAUUUGUGAUGACAGCAUUGUGGUGCAUCCAGGAAGACCCAGCUUUGAGGCCAACCAUGAAGAAAAUCACUCAGAUGUUGGAAGGAGCUGUUGAAGUCUCAGUCCCUCCAGAUCCAAGCUCUUGUAUCAGUUCAGUAUGAU